Toxorhynchites rutilus septentrionalis is the source of this 1389-nucleotide messenger RNA. RefSeq lists its product as uncharacterized. Bases 475 to 1296 code for a protein of 273 amino acids. NCBI's taxonomy places the organism in Eukaryota, Metazoa, Arthropoda, Insecta, Diptera, Culicidae. The transcript is spliced from 3 exons. The record is from RefSeq and is a predicted model, not a curated record.
AGUCGCAGUGAACAAGCAAUAGAUGAUAAAAACCGUGCGCGUCGGUUAGCCUAUAUAUGAGGCUGACACCAAUACCAAUACACAGAAUGCAAAUGGUGCGCGCCUACACUACGAUGAAAAGUUGUAUUCGAACUUAUUGAACACCCUGAACGUAUAGCCUUGUAGUAGGAUUGAAUAAGGUACGAUCAACCUGCUAUGGACGUCUUAAGAUGUACAACAAUCAAAGCUCUUGAGCUAAAAUAUAGAUUUGACCUGUAAAAUUAAGGUCUCAAUAAUUUUGGAAUAACACAACAUAUGUUAAUUUGUCGUUAAUCAAAAAAAGAAUUUCAAAUUCAAAACUCAGUUGCUUAUCCCGUAAAGACAGUAACACAUACACCCGCGCCGCUUUAUACCAGACUAUUUGUCAAAACGAUAAACGCGUCACAAAUAUCCAUUGGCAAACAGUAGCGCGCUUUCGCUAUACCCGUCCACAUCAUGGAGACACUGCCAAAGCUGAAAAUAGUUAAACCAGUCGCCCAGGGUCCCCAGAACAUCUCCCCGAUUCCGGAGGGUUCCAGAUCGAACGUGUCCGCCUCACUUCCCCGCCAAUCAAGUAUUCUCUCCGCGCCGGAUGUAAUCUGUGGCGAUACCUUCCGUCCGGGUCUUAUGAUCGCAAUUCUCAGCUUCCAUUGGCUCACAUCGGUAGCAAUUUUGGUUGGUGGGAUCUUCUGGCUCGUGACGGCGCCAUCAAACGACGGCGAAGGUAGUCCGUGUCAGCUGUACUUCGUGAUGGUCUACAUCCGGAUGGUAUUCUGGUUUCUGACGUACGUCCAGCACGAGCUGAUCAAGCCACCCUGUCAGAAGCUGAUCAAUCAGAACUAUAAUCUCUAUCUGGACAUGACAUGCUACCGGAAGGCACCUCUUCAGAUCGUAUCCCUCUGGAACAUGGUACUCAUUGCGGUACAGGGUUACGUUCGAUCACUUUUCAAGAUGCAUGAACAUGGUGCGUCUAUCUGCAGCGGGGUGGGAUUUGAAGAGAUUACGAAGCUGGAGAUUUCACCCCAGAUGUUCAUUGUGCUGUUUUGCGGACUGGAAACGAUGACCCUGGCUUGCUUCUACAUCCCAGCGACAAAGCGCCUGAUGAAGACGAUGCAGCUGCUGGACGAGGACUCCCCGGACAGAACACUCUCCAACCAGGAGGACAUUUCAAUGUACAUGAAAUUGAAACGACAAGCGGAACAGGUCAAAAUGCUGACCGUGGCGAACAACAGACUGAGAAAGGAAGCAGUAGCACUCGGAGCGAUGGGUGAUGAUUAGCACAUACUUUAACGAUGUGGAAGUAUCAGGUCGAUGUCUGUGAAGUUUUUUUUGGCUGUUUGCGAAAAAUAAAAUUAAAUUUGUUUGUUUGAG